AAAAACGCCGCAUAAAUUAAAAUUAAUUUUCCUCCGCAGUUUGGCGGUUUUUAAAAAACCACAUUUCUAUUUUUCCGGUUUCGAUCCUCUGAAACAUCAUUCUCUCCCCAAAUCUUCUCUUCAACCUAAGCUCGGAUCUUCACCUUCCGUGCUGGAUUGAUUGAGCUUAAAAGUAAACAAAUUAUGGAUCAAGAAGUGCAUUUCUGCCAGAAGUUCACAAAUAUGAAAUCUCAUUGGGUAAAAGUGGAGAGACCUUUUCUUCCUACACCACUAAAUGAUUCAAAUGAAGUUGAGGAUUUACUUGUGGAGUCUAAAAGCGAGCAUGUUUUAGGAAGUUGUUUGAGAGUUCAAGAUUUCUCUUGCGACUUUGGCUAUGGAAUACAAACAAACGGUGGAUCUUGAUCAACUGCUGGAUGAUGCCAAUGAAGUAGGGGAAUUCCAUGCAACAAACAAUCUGCCAAAUACAUGUGAAGUUUAUCUUCUCAUCAUAUAAUAUUUAACUUUACCUUAGUAUUGUGUGGUUGUAUGUUAACAAAUUUUAUACGUGGUUUAUCUUGUCAAUAAUCUUGAGUCUCUGUUUUCCCUCUCUUUUUUUCUUUACCGCUGUUUUGCCUUAUCUUUGAUUAUGUAUUCUCAAAGCACAGAUGCCGAAGUUGCUGAAAAUUCUUUCAGACAGAAUAGGGGAUUUCAAUUGGAAAACUCAAGUUCAGAGAGGGAAUCUCAGGGACCAAGCAGGAUUGAUACUGAUGCUUUUGGAAUAUCAGAAUUAUCAGCAACAAUGGUAAUGGAGGCUGAAUUCAGUAAUACACCUGUUGAGAGGGGUUUAACUCAUGAGUUGUCCCCAGGUCUGGGGACCAAAGGUAGGUGUGUAACACCACUUGAAGGCAACAUCUGUGGUACAAUACUUGAUAAUAGAAAUAUCCAUAAGUUCAAUACUAAUGAAAACUAUAUAGAAAAUGGCGAUUUAUCUGAUGAAAAUGUGAAGGGUGAUAUUGUGGCAAACGAACUUGCCAGUUGUUCAAGGGAGAGGAGAUUGCGUAAGCCUACACGAAGAUACAUCGAAGAACUUUUAGAUUCAAAGUCUGAACAUAACAAGGGAAGGCGAAAACUUCCUAGAAAAGAUAAAUACCUGAAAGUGAUGUCUACUGAAGAAUCCAAUCACAUUAGACAUGAGGUACAAAUGACGCCUAGAAGUGAUUCACAAUGUGGUACGUCUGUUCCAGUGCAGCCUAAAUCUGAAAGAAGACAUCCAAAGAAGCAUGUGCCAGAUUCAGAAUUUCUAUCCGAAGAUGAAUUGUCUGCAACUGAGUGUAAGAAUGUUUAUUCAUCUGCUAAAAGAUGUAAAAAGUAUGAUAGGAGGCGCCAGAAGAUGUGGACCCUUACUGAAGUAAUGCGAUUAGUUGAUGGAAUCGCCGAGUAUGGAACUGGCCGCUGGACUCAUAUUAAGAAGCAUCUAUUUGCAUCUUCUCCUCAUCGUACACCUAUAGAUCUCAGGGACAAAUGGCGAAAUCUUCUGAGAGCUAGCUGUGUUAACAUACAGAACAAAAAAGGGAUUGAAGGGAAGCAGACACAUGCCUCACGUCCACUACCAAAGUCCCUGCUCCAACGUGUUUAUGAACUGGCCAACAUCUAUCCAUACCCAAAGGAGCGCGGUCCAAAAUCAGUCAAAGAAAUUACACCUCCCAUGGAUCUUAUUGAAAGUAACUCUUUGUCAUUCAAUUGGGGGCGGAAGAAGUAUGACUGACAUCAACUUUGGAAGCAGCAGAAAUUCCUUUGCAGUCGGAGGUUGAAGUCUAAGUAAUACUUAUAAUUGGAUGUAAAAAGAUCUUUGUUUCUGUUUUGACCCUUUUGUAAUGGUGAUAUGCACUUUGAAAUUGGGAAGAAAAUCUUUUAUAAAAGCCACGGAGCUAAUUAACUGAAAA
Molecule: messenger RNA, 1922 nt
Organism: Cucumis sativus (cucumber)
Lineage: Eukaryota; Viridiplantae; Streptophyta; Magnoliopsida; Cucurbitales; Cucurbitaceae
Exons: 7
Coding region: 626-1744 (372 amino acids)
Source: RefSeq, a predicted model, not a curated record